This is a messenger RNA of Arabidopsis thaliana (thale cress), 3824 nucleotides long. RefSeq names its product TOPLESS-related 3 (gene TPR3). Lineage: Eukaryota; Viridiplantae; Streptophyta; Magnoliopsida; Brassicales; Brassicaceae. The coding region runs from base 303 to 3629 and encodes 1108 amino acids. Gene Ontology annotation, cellular component: nucleus. The transcript has 25 exons. Gene Ontology annotation, biological process: regulation of DNA-templated transcription. The record is from RefSeq and is marked reviewed.
CUACUUAUCACCGACGAAGACUCCGCUUAUAUCUGAUAAGUCGGUAGAACGAUGUCUCUGUGCAAAGAAGAACGCGUCCAAGAAAGCGAGGUCUAAAGUUUCUCAAUCCCCCAAUCUUCUCCUCCUUCUUUAUAUAUUCUCUCUCUCUCUCUCCAUUUUUCUCUAAAAGCUAGAGCUCUUCAAAACCCUAGAAAUCCUCGAAAUCAGAGUCUUUACCUGGGCUCGUGUCUUCAGAGCUCGGAUUCGUGUUUCUUUCGUCGUCUCUCUUCUUCGUUUCUCGUCAGAUUUGAGAUUCGUUGAGAAUGUCGUCGUUGAGUCGAGAGUUGGUGUUUCUGAUACUUCAAUUUCUGGAGGAAGAGAAAUUUAAGGAAUCUGUGCACAGGCUUGAGAAAGAGUCAGGAUUCUUCUUCAAUACCAAGUAUUUUGAUGAGAAAGUUCUAGCUGGAGAAUGGGAUGAUGUUGAGACGUAUUUGUCAGGUUUUACUAAGGUUGAUGAUAACAGAUACUCUAUGAAGAUUUUCUUUGAAAUUAGGAAGCAGAAGUAUCUCGAGGCUCUUGAUCGGCAAGAGAAGGCAAAAGCAGUUGAGAUACUAGUGCAAGAUUUGAGAGUUUUCUCCACUUUCAAUGAGGAGCUUUACAAAGAAAUCACUCAACUCUUAACUUUGCAAAACUUUAGGGAAAAUGAGCAGCUUUCAAAAUAUGGAGACACUAAAACUGCUCGGGGCAUAAUGCUAGGCGAACUUAAAAAACUAAUUGAAGCGAAUCCACUUUUUCGUGAUAAAUUGAUGUUCCCUACUUUGAGAUCUUCGAGACUGCGGACUCUGAUUAAUCAAAGCCUCAAUUGGCAGCACCAGUUGUGCAAGAAUCCUAGGCCAAACCCAGAUAUUAAAACUCUAUUCACAGACCACACUUGCACACUUCCGAAUGGUCCUCUCGCACCUUCAGCAGUCAAUCAGCCUGUUACUACUUUGACGAAGCCAGCAGCUUAUCCGUCACUUGGACCUCAUGUUCCCUUUCCACCUGGUCCUGCUGCUGCUAAUGCUGGUGCUUUAGCUAGUUGGAUGGCUGCUGCCUCUGGUGCUUCUGCUGUCCAAGCUGCCGUUGUUACACCUGCCUUGAUGCCUCAACCUCAGAAUCAAAUGUCAAUCUUGAAGCGACCAAGAACACCACCAGCAACUCCAGGUAUAGUAGAUUAUCAGAAUCCUGAUCAUGAACUAAUGAAGCGUCUCCGCCCUGCUCCAUCUGUGGAGGAGGUGACAUAUCCUGCUCCUAGGCAGCAAGCUCCAUGGUCGCUGGAAGAUUUGCCAACAAAGGCAGCUCUGGCGCUGCAUCAAGGGUCCACUGUGACAAGCAUGGAGUUCUACCCUAUGCAAAACACGUUACUUCUUGUUGGAUCUGCGACGGGAGAAAUCACAUUGUGGGAACUUGCCGCUCGAGAGAGGCUGGUUUCAAGGCCAUUCAAGAUAUGGGAUAUGUCUAAUUGCUCACAUCAGUUUCAGGCUUUGAUAGCUAAAGAAACACCGAUAUCUGUCACUCGCGUUGCAUGGAGUCCGGAUGGAAAUUUCAUUGGGGUUGCGUUUACAAAACAUCUAAUUCAGUUGUACGCUUUCUCUGGACCUAAUGAUCUUCGCCAACAUACUGAGAUUGAUGCCCAUGUCGGUGCUGUGAACGACUUGGCUUUCGCCAAUCCAAACAGACAACUAUGUGUAAUUACUUGCGGAGAUGAUAAAUUAAUCAAGGUAUGGGAUGUUUCUGGUCGGAAGCAUUUUACUUUUGAAGGCCACGACGCUCCAGUUUAUUCCAUUUGCCCUCAUUACAAAGAGAACAUUCAGUUCAUAUUUUCAACCGCCAUAGAUGGGAAAAUAAAAGCCUGGCUUUAUGAUAAUCUGGGUUCCAGAGUUGACUAUGAUGCUCCCGGUAAAUGGUGUACGAGGAUGCUUUACAGUGCUGAUGGUACUAGAUUGUUCUCUUGUGGAACGAGUAAAGAUGGAGAUUCUUUCCUAGUUGAGUGGAAUGAAAGUGAAGGAUCAAUUAAAAGGACGUAUAAAGAGUUUCAGAAAAAGUUGGCAGGUGUGGUUCAGUUCGAUACCUCAAAAAACCAUUUUCUGGCUGUUGGUGAAGAUGGACAAAUCAAAUUUUGGGAUAUGAACAACAUCAAUGUUCUGACUAGCACUGAUGCUGAGGGUGGACUUCCGGCUCUUCCCCAUUUGAGAUUUAACAAGGACGGCAAUCUUCUAGCCGUUACUACGGCAGAUAACGGAUUUAAGAUCCUAGCUAAUCCAGCUGGUUUCCGAUCUCUUCGAGCGAUGGAAACUCCAGCUUCUGAAACGAUGAGGACUCCAGUUGAUUUCAAAGCUGUUCCUGGUGCUCCUGUUGCGUCUGUCAAUUGUAAAGUUGAACGAGGCUCUCCUGUUAGACACUCACAAAUGCUGAAUGGAGUUGAUCCCUCAAAGUCGAGAAUCGAUGACUCAACAGACAAACCAAAAUCUUGGCAAUUAGCUGAAAUCUUGGACCCUUCCCAGUGUUUCCAAGCUACUUUACCCGAUACCGCUGGUUCUUCCACAAAGGUUGUUCAGCUUCUGUAUACGAAUUCCGGUGCUGGAAUCUUGGCACUAGGUUCCAAUGGUAUCCAGAGACUCUGGAAGUGGGUUCCCAAUGAGCAGAACCCUAGUGGAAAGGCAACUGCUACUGUUGUUCCUCAGCAUUGGCAACCAAACAGUGGUCUUCUUAUGACCAAUGAUGUGUCUGGUGUAAACCUUGAAAACGCUGCCCCAUGCAUCGCUCUCUCUAAGAACGACUCAUAUGUCAUGUCUGCUGCUGGAGGAAAAGUCUCGUUGUUCAACAUGAUGACUUUUAAGGUGAUGACAACAUUCAUGCCGCCUCCACCAGCAUCAACGUUUUUGGCGUUCCAUCCUCAGGACAAUAACGUCAUCGCCAUUGGAAUGGAAGACUCUACGAUUCACAUCUAUAAUGUCCGAGUGGAUGAGGUCAAAUCAAAGCUAAAGGGUCACCAGAAACGCAUCACAGGCCUAGCAUUUUCUACAGCCCUCAACAUCUUGGUUUCAUCUGGUGCUGAUGCACAGAUCUGCUUUUGGAGCAUUGACACAUGGGAGAAGAGGAAAUCCGUUGCAAUACAAAUGCCAGCAGGAAAAGCCGCCAAUGGAGACACGCGGGUUCAGUUUCAUGUGGAUCAGUUGCGUAUUCUGGUAGUCCACGAGACACAACUGGCGGUAUUUGAUGCUUCCAAGAUGGAAUGUAUCCGACAGUGGAUUCCACAAGACUCGCUGUCUGCUCCUAUAUCUUCAGCGGUGUACGCAUGCAACAGCCAGCUGAUCUACACCACUUUCCGCGAUGGUAACAUUGGAGUAUUUGACGCGGACAGUCUCAGAUUAAGAUGUCGUAUCUCUCCAUCCGCCUACUUGCCUCAAGGGAAUCAAGGCUUGUCUCCUCUUGUUGUGGCGGCUCACCCGCAAGACCCAAACCAGUUUGCGGUAGGUUUGAAUGACGGGUCAGUGAAGAUGAUGGAACCGACAGAGGGUGAAGGCAAGUGGGGGAUGAUUCCACCCUCUGAAGCUAUCAAUUCACCAUCCACCACAAGCAACCAAACUCCAGAACAGUUACAAAGAUGAACAAACCAGAAUGGCUUCCUCAUAAUCCAUCAAUGUAACUAAUCUCGAUUAUUUAUAGGCAGUGUCAUUAGAUCUUCAAAUGUAGCCUUAGUUUCAAGAUUUCAAGAUUUCAAGAUAUUGAAAAUUGGUAAGAAAUAAAGUUUGUAUAAACUACCUGCAAAUCUCUAAUGAGUGAAUCAACAAGAAACUGAAACU